Molecule: messenger RNA, 1616 nt
Organism: Plasmodium reichenowi
Lineage: Eukaryota; Apicomplexa; Aconoidasida; Haemosporida; Plasmodiidae
Product: kinesin-13, putative
Exons: 2
Biological process (GO): microtubule-based movement
Molecular function (GO): microtubule motor activity; microtubule binding; ATP binding
Source: RefSeq, a predicted model, not a curated record
AUGCAGCAGAAAAGACAAUCUUUUAUAAAGAAAAAGAGUGAAGUCUAUCCUCAGAAAAGCGUAAAUCUUGGUAAUAAAAUAAAAGUGAGAAGUAAAAAUAUGAACAGUAAAAUAAAAGUUGUGGUAAGGAAGAGACCACUGAGCGAAUUAGAAAAGAAGAAAAAAGAAAGUGAUAUAAUCACAGUAAAAAACAAUUGUACGCUUUAUAUAGAUGAACCAAGAUAUAAAGUGGACAUGACGAAAUAUAUAGAAAGACAUGAAUUUAUUGUAGAUAAGGUUUUUGAUGAUACGGUUGAUAAUUUCACAGUAUAUGAAAAUACAAUAAAACCAUUAAUAAUAGAUUUAUUUGAGAAUAGCUGUGUAUGUUCUUGUUUUGCUUAUGGUCAAACAGGUAGCGGGAAGACUUAUACGAUGUUAGGUUCACAACCCUAUGGUCAGAGUGAUACACCUGGUAUAUUUCAAUACGCAGCAGGAGAUAUAUUUAACUUUUUAAAUAUUUAUGAUAAAGAUAAUACGAAAGGAAUAUUUAUAUCAUUUUAUGAAAUUUAUUGUGGUAAAUUAUAUGAUUUAUUACAAAAACGUAAGAUGGUAGCAGCAUUAGAAAAUGGAAAAAAAGAAGUUGUAGUAAAAGAUUUAAAAAUAUUAAGAGUAUUAACAAAAGAAGAAUUAAUAUUAAAAAUGAUAGAUGGUGUUUUAUUAAGAAAAAUUGGUGUUAACUCACAAAACGAUGAAUCAUCUAGAUCACAUGCUAUAUUAAAUAUUGAUUUAAAAGAUAUAAAUAAAAAUACGUCACUUGGAAAAAUUGCUUUCAUUGAUUUAGCUGGAAGUGAAAGAGGAGCUGAUACAAUUUCACAAAAUAAACAAACACAAACCGAUGGAGCUAAUAUUAAUAGAUCUUUAUUAGCCUUAAAAGAAUGUAUUAGAGCUAUGGAUUCAGAUAAAAACCAUAUACCUUUUAGAGAUUCAGAAUUAACUAAGGUUUUAAGAGAUAUAUUUGUAGGGAAAUCUAAAAGUAUUAUGAUAGCUAAUAUUUCUCCUACAAUUAGUUGUUGUGAGCAAACAUUGAAUACAUUAAGAUAUUCAUCAAGAGUUAAGAAUUUUAAAAAUAAAUCUACAUGUAUAAAUGACGACGAUGAUACAAAUACAGAAAGAAUUAGUGUAUUAGAUUCAAAGGGAAGUGAAAUGAAUGCAUCUAGUAUAGAAAAUGUUGUUAUCAAAUCAAAUAAUCUUCUUUCAAAUAAUAAUAAUAAUAAUAAAAUGAAUCGUGUCAAAAUUAAUGAUAAGAUAGAAAGAAAUAAUAUCUUAAAAAAUAAAUCUUUUGAUAAACCUAGGGAAGGAUUCACAUCAACCUUUGGAAAAUACAAUUCACUUAAUGAUAUAGACAAAAUAAAGAAAAAUAAGAAAAAGGGUUUAAUUAAUUAUAAAAGUACAUUAUAUAAUGACAACACCAUAAAUAAAAAGCACAACAAUAAUAAUAACAAUGACAAUAAUAAUAAUAAUAAUAAUAAUAAUAUGGUCAAUAUACCAUGUAAUAAAAAAAAAUUAAAAGAUAUAAAUAGAGAAAAAUUACAACAAGAUUAUAAAAUAAUAAAUAAAUUAAAAUAUGAUAAUAUAUC